Messenger RNA from Lemur catta (Ring-tailed lemur), 1565 nucleotides. Its product is annotated as MKI67 FHA domain-interacting nucleolar phosphoprotein-like. The transcript has a single exon. Bases 23 to 850 code for a protein of 275 amino acids. Gene Ontology annotation, molecular function: RNA binding. Gene Ontology annotation, biological process: maturation of LSU-rRNA from tricistronic rRNA transcript (SSU-rRNA, 5.8S rRNA, LSU-rRNA). Gene Ontology annotation, cellular component: nucleolus. The record is from RefSeq and is a predicted model, not a curated record. NCBI's taxonomy places the organism in Eukaryota, Metazoa, Chordata, Mammalia, Primates, Lemuridae.
UGUCGUAUUGGCCGCUUUUGGCAUGGCGGCCUUAACUGAUCCUCCCGGGCCGAUCCUGUCGUUGAACCCGCAGGAAGACGACGAGUUUCAAAAGGAGAUAAUGCAGGCUCGCCGCCGCAUCACGCAGCGACGAAAGCAAGAAAAGCUGAAGCCUGGAGUAAUCUAUGUUGGCCACCUACCGAACACACUUUAUGAAAGCCAGAUUCAAGAUUAUUUCUCCCAGUUUGACACUAUUACAGGAUUAAGACUGUCCAGAAGUAAAAGGACUGGAAAUAGCAAAGGCUAUGCCUUUGUGGAGUUUGAAUCUGAUGAUGUUGCCAAGAUAGUUGCUGAAACAAUGAACAACUACCUUUUUGGUGAAAGACUCUUGAAGUGUUGUCUUAUACCACCUGAAAAAGUACAUAAAGAACUUUUUAAAGAGUGGAAUACUCCAUUUAAACAGCCAUCAUAUCCAGCUGUGAAACGGUAUAAUCGGAAGCGGACACUUAUACAAAGGCUAGAGAUGGAGAAGCGCUUUAAAAAGAAAGAAAAAUUACUCAGGAAAAAAUUGGCUAAAAAAGGAAUUGAUUAUAAUUUUCCUUCAUUGGUUUUACCUAAGAAAACGAAACAACAGGUUUCACGCACUCCUGACACUCCUGAGAAGACCGUGGAUAGCCAGGGCCCCACGCCAGUUUGUACACCAACAUUUUUGGAGAAGCGAAAAUCUGAAGUGGCUGACAUGAAUGAUGAUGAUGAUAAAGAUAAUGAAAUAGUUUUCAAACAGCCCAAACCCAGUGUAAAAGAAGAAAUAGAAAAGACUCAGACACCUACACGUUCACAGAAAAAAAGACAAAGAAAAAGCAAUCAGUGAUUCUGAAUGUAUUAUGUGUAAUAUUUCUUCUGAAAAAUGUGAUUUUGUUUUAUGGGCUAAUUUUAUACUAGGUACAGUGAAAUACAACCCUGGACAAGAUUUCUGGAGGAAAAACAUACUAUUUGGUCAAGUCAGUAAGGAAAGCAAUUUGCAACUUUGGCUUGCCUGCCCUUUAUGAAAUACAGGGGUGCAUCCCCGCUUACAGUGGCUGGGUUCACGCUACCUCUUUUUCCUUGUCUCCUCUAGUUUUCAGAUUUCAUAGCUCUCCUUAAUUACUUUGCCUGGAUAGAGUGGUCACUAUUAACUGCAGGUUUAAGUUCUAAACUGCAGCCCUUUUUGUGACCACCAAAUAAAGACUGUCUUGUUUGACUGUCUACAUAGUUGUCAUGCACUUUUCACCCAUCAGGGUACUUUAGACUUUAACAUCAGUUGAUUAAAAGUUAAAUUGUAUGAGGAGUAGGAAGGAAGUUCAAGUGUUAGUGCAGAUUCAUUUAUGUAUUAGUUCACAUAUUAAUAGGAUUCAAAAAUGACUCAUUUUUACCAUAAUGUUAAAUUAGUUUUUGGUGGGCUAGCAUGGAUUAAUAACUGUUAAUAACAUUUUAUAUCAGUAUCAUCAGCGGAAAUUCCAAGAUUCAAACAAUGAUCAGCAAAUAAACUUUUUCCUGCAAUUUAUUUGUAUGUAAGUAAGACUUAGGAGUCUUGGGAAAUAUAGUAA